Centrocercus urophasianus (Greater sage-grouse) is the source of this 1330-nucleotide messenger RNA. It is a transcript of the gene RBM48, whose product is annotated as RNA binding motif protein 48. Gene Ontology annotation, cellular component: nucleoplasm. Gene Ontology annotation, molecular function: nucleic acid binding. The record is from RefSeq and is a predicted model, not a curated record. Bases 1 to 1056 code for a protein of 351 amino acids. NCBI's taxonomy places the organism in Eukaryota, Metazoa, Chordata, Aves, Galliformes, Phasianidae. The transcript has 5 exons.
AUGGCGGCGGGCGGUGGCGGCGCGCUGGGGGAGGCGUGCAGGCACCACCAGCAGCUGGGCGCCUGCGGGUCGCGCGCCAAGUACCGCGAGGGGCGGCGGCCCAGGGCCGUCAAGGUGUAUACCAUCAACUUGGAAUCUCGUUAUUUAUUGAUCCAGGGAGUUCCUGCGUUGGGUGUCAUGAAGGAAUUAGUGGAGCAGUUUGCCUUGUACGGUGCCAUAGAAGAGUACCAUGCCCUCGAUGAAUAUCCUGCAGAGCAAUUUACUGAAGUUUAUCUUAUAAAAUUCCAGAAUCUCCAAUGUGCGAGGGUGGCCAAGAAAAAAAUGGAUGAACGGAGUUUCUUUGGGAGUUUGCUACACGUGUGCUAUGCGCCAGAAUUUGAAACAGUCCAAGAAACUAGGGAGAAGCUGCAGGACAGAAGGAAGUACAUAGCAAAAGCAACAAAUCAAAGAGAUUGCUUUCUGUUGAAGAAAACAGAGGGGCCUAGAAAGACCAAGUCUGACAGUCAGUGGAGCACAUCAGCAUCGUAUGCAGCUAGUCACUGGGAUCCAUCCUGCUUUCCAGAUUCUCACGGGUUGUCCCAAAACACGGAAUGUCCUUCUGGCAAUCACAGUCAGGGCCUAUUGACUUUUCCCCAGUGUGGCAGCCACAGUGCUGAAGUCUCUGGGAACUUCGGUCAGAGAUCCCUAUCUCUGAAGACACAUCCAGGAGGAUGUGCUUCACCACUGCCUUUAAUUCAGCAAAGAACAGUUCCAGUUGAUAAUGGAACUGACAGGUUUAUGCCUCGUACAACUCACCUGCAGGAACGUAGGAGGAAGAGAGAAGAGGGUAACAAAUCUGCCCUCAUUGAAACAAAUGUGGACAGUACUGACAUCGUUAUUGGUCCACAGCUACCAGAAAUACCUAAAGUGGAUAUGGAUGAUGAUUCACUGAAUACUUCAGCCACCUUGAUUCGAAAUAAACUGAAAGAGGUAGCAGAUUCUGUUUCGAGUACACCUGUGGAAAAACCAGGCACUAAUGCCACCAAGCCACCAGUAAAGCAGAGAAGAAGAAUAUAGAUACUGCUGGCAGCAUCUUUCUACAGUUCUUUAUUGAGGAUAUAAUUUAAAAUACUUACUACUUUUUUAAUUUAAAAAACAAAAUUGUUUUAUACUGCAUUUCCAAGCAAUUCCUUGUUAAAAACAGUCCCAGUAUUAAAAACUAAACCAGUGUAAUACUGUAGCAACCUUGUCCUGUGUAUUUAAAGAACUGCAAUUAGUUAAAGUAAUAAAAGCAAAUUCUAUUUAUUCCACAGCUUUUACAGUAAAGGAAUAUUGAAAUUUAAGAUAUCAA